UCGAGCCCGCCGGCCGGAGCGUCGCACGUCUGGCCCCAGCGGGGCUCUGCCUGCCGCCGCGCUGCCAUAGAGCGGAGCGCCCGCUCCCAUCAGCCCCCGCGCGGCCCCGCCUCCUUCCUUCCCAGGCCGAGCCGCCGCCGCCGCCAUGGGUGUCGAUAUCCGACACAACAAGGACCGCAAGGUCCGCCGCACGGAGCCCAAGAGCCAGGACAUCUACCUGCGCCUGCUGGUCAAGCUGUACCGUUUCCUGGCGCGCCGCACCAGCUCCCGCUUCAACAAGGUCGUCCUGAAACGCCUCUUCAUGAGCCGCACCAACCGCCCGCCGCUCUCCCUCUCCCGCAUGAUCCGCAAGAUGAAGCUCCCGGGGCGGGAUAACAAGACGGCCGUGGUGGUGGGAACCGUCACCGACGACAUCCGCAUCCACGACAUCCCCAAGCUGAAGGUCUGUGCCCUGCGAGUGACCCAAGGAGCCCGCAGUCGCAUCCUGAAGGCAGGGGGUCAGAUCAUGACCUUUGACCAGCUGGCCAUGGCAGCCCCUAAGGGCCAGGGCACCGUGCUGCUCUCGGGUGAGUCCUCCCACGCCCUCUGCUGGGACAGGCACCGGCCCUGCCCCACACAACCUGCAACAGGCAGCGGGGGGCAGCUGGGCUGCAGGGCCGGGGCUCAGCAGGGGGUGCUGUCCCCGGGCAGCCAGUUUGAACAGGGUGGGGUGUUGGGGCCUGCACUGUUAGUGCUGUUGAAAUUGACCUGCCCCACCCCAGAAGGGCCGUGUUCCAGCGCCGGGCGAGGGGUCCCUGUGUACCCAGCCCCCGCGCUCCACCCCAGAGGGGCUGUGUCCCAGCACUGGGUAUAGGGUCCCUGUGUACCC
Molecule: messenger RNA, 868 nt
Organism: Chrysemys picta bellii (western painted turtle)
Lineage: Eukaryota; Metazoa; Chordata; Testudines; Emydidae
Source: RefSeq, a predicted model, not a curated record